UCUCCUCCUCCUUCCAAAACAAAAACCAAACCCUCCGCUGUGUCUCUCCAUUCAAAAUUUUCCUUCUCCUCCUCUUCCUCCGCUAUCUCCCCUUUCACUUGUUCUUCUUCCCUCACACUCAUGGAGGAGAGCGCUCGACCGAAACCGAGGCUAUUCCAAGGCACGUUUCGUCCAUCCUUCGCCUCCUGCAGCUCUCGAACCCUCUCUGAUGUCGUCGACAAAUCCGUCCUUCUCCCCCGCCAGAACUCCUUCCACAGCCUCCCCACGAUGUGCAAGCCCAUUUCUCCACUCCAGCCUGCCAUCAGGCCCGGCCCGUUCCCGAUCCCAAGGGUGCCCGAGGACUCGAUACCGGCCUUUACAAUCGGCGACGUCUUAAGAGGACGGGUUUGCCCCACUGCGCCCAUCGUUUCGCCGCUCAACCACCCGUUUCAUAAGCUCGACGAUAACAAGAAGAAACACAAGUGCGAGUUGUCCCGGUUUGAGGACCGGUGGUUUAGCAGCGAUGACCAGAGGGAGGAGGAGGACGAGACCGACACGCUCUUCUCCUCCAGAAGCUUCUCCUCUGACUCCUCUGGAUCCCACCGGCGACGGCGGAGCGCUCGCCGGAGGAGGAGAAGCCGAUCGGAAGUCAAUGUUUUACCCAUGGACAGCGAUGACAAGAACAACAACAUCAAGGGCAGCUUCGCCGUGGUGAAGAAGUCGAGCGACCCCUCCGGGGAUUUCAGGAGGUCGAUGGUUGAGAUGAUCGUUGAGAAGGAGAUGUUCGGAGCCGAGGAACUCGAGGGCCUGCUCCAAUGCUUCCUGUCCUUGAACUCUCACCAUCACCACAAAGUUAUUGUUGAGGUGUUCACUGAGAUUUGGGAAGCUCUCUUCCCUCACUGGUCCUGAAAAAAUCUUCAUUACUACGUAACUCUCUUAAUUUGUACUUUGUAGCUCUUUUUGGGCUCGAUCAAUAGAUAUAUUGUUCUAUCAAGA
Messenger RNA from Punica granatum (pomegranate), 975 nucleotides. NCBI's taxonomy places the organism in Eukaryota, Viridiplantae, Streptophyta, Magnoliopsida, Myrtales, Lythraceae. The record is from RefSeq and is a predicted model, not a curated record.